AUGUCGAGAGGUACCAGUGGCAUUGAUAUCGAUUUACGAAGAGUCGACAUAGAUCAGUGCCCUUUACCACCAGAAUCUAAUCAGCUCAAUAUAUUUGCUGCCAGUGACAAAUGUAAAAAGCGUACGACGAAGUGUGUUGCUAUUCCUGGAUUGGGAUUUCGACGUGGAAGUUACCGAUGUGAAUGCAAACGUGGAUUUUAUUACCCAGACACGAAGUCAACCAAACGUUAUUACAAUGGAACCGUGAUCGAGGAAGAGUAUGAAAAAUUGAUGAUGGGCGAAGAAAGUCAAUACGCCGUCGAAGAUUCCUUCGAGUGUCUUCCUUGCGCGGAGGGUUGCGAAUCCUGCGUCGAUGGCUCGCCCUGUGUCGUGUCCUUGAAUUGGCUCAUGAGAACAGCUAUACUUAUCUUGGAAUGUUGCGUCAUCGCUUGCCUCCCUGCCGUCGCGCUCUUCACCUGGAAAUAUGGAAACGUCAAGGUGGUCAGAGCUGCCAGUCCCGUUUUGCUGCGCGUUAUAGUACUAGGCGCAUUCUUCAUAUACUGCACGACGAUCGUUAUGUAUCCUCAGCCAAACGUUAUAACGUGUACUGUACGAGUUUGGCUCCGAGAAAUCGGUUUUUCUCUGACGUACGGUGCUUUAAUGUUGAAAACAUGGAGAAUAUCGGUGAUAUUUCGAGUGAAGUCGGCAAAGGCGGUAAAAAUUACGGACGCCAGUUUACUCAAGCGACUUGGUAUCAUAGUCAUGAUAUUCAGUGUAUUUCUAAGUAUUCGUACUUUGGUUGCACCACCGGUAGUUAUAGUCGCACGUACAGCCGAUGAUUUGAAAGCAUAUCUUUGUCGAACCGAUUGGUGGGAUCACAGCUUUACGACGCUCGAAGUGAUGUUCCUUAUUUGGGGUAUCAGACUGUGCAUCGUCGUAAGAAAAACUCCGUCUGAAUUUAAUGAGAGUCGAUUUAUAUCGAUGGCCAUUUACAACGAAUUUUUGCUAUCGGUCUUCCUCAAUGUUUCAAUGCUGUUUCUCCAAUCACCGGCCAAUCCGGAUUUAUUAUACAUCAUAUUUUUCUGUCAUACCCAACUAACAGUCACACUCUUGCUAUGUCUUAUAUUCGGCAGCAAGGCUUACGUGGUAUUUCGCGGUUAUGGCAAAGAGGAUUCAGCCGGUAAACUUUCUGGUCCAGCGAGCAAGUUUUUGAGUAAAAGUAGUCGACCACAAGGUACCAGCAAUCAGACAAAUUCAAUAUCUCUCCAACAAGGUAAUUUCACAGAGGAGAGCGACAGUACUACGGAGGAAUUUCGCCGUCUGAUUGCUCAACUGGAUGUUUUAAAGGAGAAGAACGUUUUAUUGGGCAACCAUUAUUUAGUCAGUAAAAUUGCAGCGAUGCAAGAAGCAGCAAAUCGUAGCGAGGCCCAAGUAUCGACAAUUCAAACGAUCUCUACGAGCAUUAGACUAAAUGAUCUUAACGGUUCGCGAACUGUUGUGGAAAGUGAAGUUGGUAUAUCCUGUGAAAAGGAUCACAAACUUAUAGGUAUUGGACUGCACGAGAAAAAAUGUCAGGCUUGUAUCGAGAAGAAUGGUCUUCGAAACAAGGAUCAACAUCGCAAUAGUGAUCCUAGUAGUAGCACCACGAGUAUACGAAAAGGAGAACAUCCGAAUUUGAGAGAAACCGAUAAAGAAAUUCGCGAUGGUAAAAAUGACGUUGGCGUCUCAACGUCCUCGAAACUAAUCGGCACCAGCGAGGAUAUAGCCACGGAAACGAACCCCGAGCCGAACGGAAAAGAGAAUGAUGCAAAAGAUAAGUCCAAGAGCAAAUCCGGUCACGCCAGGACCCAUGCCAUUGUAAUCAACCUCGACGAUAAGAGCAGAUUCUCAGAAGAGGUCACCGUCUAAAGGUUCAUCGAGAUAACCUUCAGACCCUUCUCCUUCCCUCUUUUCCUUCAUGACGAAUGAACAAAUGAGAUUUACCACCGCCAUCUUUCUUUGUGAUACAUUUAUUUCGUCAGUACUUCGAAAAGAAACAUUUUUCUUUUUUUAAAGAAUACUCACUGAUGAUAAAAUGAAUGGAAGACGGUUCAAUAUGUUGUCAGAGAAUAUUAUUAAUUAUUUGAAAUUCGACCAAUUGCUCAAUAAUCAUUGGUCAUUGAAUGGAAUAUGUAUAUGUUCA
Messenger RNA from Vespa mandarinia (Asian giant hornet), 2161 nucleotides. RefSeq names its product metabotropic glycine receptor. Gene Ontology annotation, cellular component: membrane. The record is from RefSeq and is a predicted model, not a curated record. Gene Ontology annotation, biological process: G protein-coupled receptor signaling pathway. Gene Ontology annotation, molecular function: G protein-coupled receptor activity. Lineage: Eukaryota; Metazoa; Arthropoda; Insecta; Hymenoptera; Vespidae.